Messenger RNA from Magnusiomyces paraingens, 3681 nucleotides. RefSeq lists its product as uncharacterized. Gene Ontology annotation, biological process: DNA-templated transcription. NCBI's taxonomy places the organism in Eukaryota, Fungi, Ascomycota, Dipodascomycetes, Dipodascales, Dipodascaceae. Gene Ontology annotation, molecular function: DNA binding; DNA-directed RNA polymerase activity; ribonucleoside binding. The transcript has 2 exons. The coding region runs from base 1 to 3681 and encodes 1226 amino acids. Gene Ontology annotation, cellular component: RNA polymerase II, core complex. The record is from RefSeq and is a predicted model, not a curated record.
AUGUCCGAUGAGCAAGAAUAUGAUAUUGGAGACGGUUACGGCUACGAUGAAGAUACCGAGCUCACAUCCGAAGACUCUUGGGCCAUCAUUUCCUUAUUCUUUAAUGAGAAGGGUCUUGUUUCACAGCAAUUAGACUCAUUUGACGAAUUCAUUGAAACCACUAUUCAAAGUCUUAUUUACGAAGACAAGGCCUUGAUUUUAGAUCAACCUGCCCAGCACACUACAGUCAAUGACAACAUCAGCAAACGCUAUGAAAUUGAAUUUGGUAAAAUUUACCUUUCACGUCCUACCAUGACGGAAGCUGAUGGUAGCACACACCCUAUGUUUCCACAAGAAGCGCGUCUGCGAAAUCUCACCUACUCUUCUCCGUUAUACGUCGACAUGGGCAAACGCGUUUUAACAUCGAAAGACACCGAAUACACUAAUGCAGACGAUGUCCAGUGGAUUGUGGUUCCUAACGAAUCUGAUGAAAUGUCCAAGGUUUACAUUGGCAAGGUUCCUAUUAUGGUUCGAUCCAAGUUUUGCAUGCUCCGCGAUCUUAAGGAGUCAGAGUUUUACGAUCUGCGUGAGUGCCCCUAUGACCAGGGUGGUUACUUUGUCAUCAAUGGUUCCGAAAAGGUUUUGAUUGCCCAGGAACGUAGUGCUGCCAACAUUGUUCAGGUCUUUAAAAAAUCGGCACCUUCGCCUAUUUCACACAUUGCAGAAAUUAGAAGUGCUCUUGAAAAGGGGUCCCGUUUAAUCAGCAGCAUGUCCAUCAAGCUCAUGGCUAAAGGCGAGCGAACAAUCAAGGCCACUAUUCCAUAUGUCAAGAGUGAUGUUCCUAUUGUUGUUGUUUUCAGAGCUCUUGGUGUUGUCCCUGAUGGUGAUAUUCUGGAGCAUAUUUGCUACGACCAAAACGAUACCGAAAUGCUUGAAAUGCUCAAACCGUGUGUAGAAGAGAGUUUCCCCGUCCAGGAUAGAGAAACUGCUUUGGAUUUGAUUGGUAGACGUGGUAGUGCUAUCGGCAUUACUCGUGAUAAGCGUAUGCGAUAUGCCAGAGAUAUUCUGCAAAAGGAGCUUUUGCCCAACAUUACACAAGAUGAAGGUUUUGAAUCCAGAAAAGCUUUCUUUUUAGGCUACAUGAUUCACAAGCUUCUUCUUGUUGCUUUGGAUCGUUCUGACCCUGAUGAUCGUGAUCAUUUUGGUAAGAAGCGUUUAGAUCUUGCUGGUCCCUUGCUUGCUCAGCUUUUCCGCAUUCUUUUUAAGAAGCUCACAAGAGACAUUUACCGAUACAUGCAAAAGUGUGUUGAGACAAACAAGGACUUUAACCUUACUCUGGCUGUCAAAUCCAACACCAUCACUAAUGGUCUCAAGUAUUCCCUUGCCACCGGUAAUUGGGGUGACCAAAAGAAGGCCAUGUCCACCAGAGCAGGUGUCUCUCAGGUGCUUAACAGAUAUACAUUUUCCUCUACACUGUCGCAUUUGCGUCGUACCAAUACUCCUAUUGGCCGUGAUGGUAAGAUUGCGAGACCGCGUCAAUUACACAACACCCACUGGGGGUUUGUGUGUCCAGCAGAAACACCCGAAGGUCAAGCAUGUGGUUUGGUCAAAAACUUGUCGCUUAUGUCUGGAGUUUCCGUCGGUACUCCUUCGGCUCUUAUUGUCUGCUACCUGGAAGAAUGGGGUAUGGAGCCUCUUGAGGAUUAUGUUCCUCACGCUUCUCCCAAUGCUACUCGCAUUUUCGUUAAUGGUGUUUGGGUUGGUGUGCACCAGCGUCCCAGCCAUAUGGCCAGUGCCAUUAAAAACCUUCGUCGCAAGGGUGACAUUAGCGCCGAAGUUAGUAUAACACGCGAUAUUAGAUCUAAGGAGCUGCGCAUUCUGACGGAUGCUGGUCGUGUUUACCGUCCCUUGUUUGUGGUUGAGAGCGAGGGCCCCAACAAGGGCCAGCUUAAAAUUACCAAGGAUAUUGUCAAUACCAUUAUUACUCAGCAAGAGGGCGAGGUUAUGGCUGGCGAGGAUGAAACUAAGGAUAACAUGGAGGAUAGUGUCGACUGGGAGUGGCUUGUCAAGAACGGUUACAUUGAGUACAUUGAUGGUGAAGAGGAGGAGACUGUCAUGAUUGCCAUGUCCAAUGAAGACUUGGAAAUCUCGCGACAGCUGCAGGCCGGUGCCGACAUUGACUAUAGAGACUCGAAUCGGCGCAACACUUUCAAUCCACACGCCCACACUUGGACCCACUGCGAAAUUCACCCCAGUAUGAUUUUGGGUAUCUGCGCCAGUAUUAUUCCAUUCCCGGACCACAAUCAGUCGCCGAGAAAUACAUAUCAGUCUGCCAUGGGUAAGCAGGCCAUGGGUGUUUACCUGACCAACUACAGUGUUCGUAUGGAUACCAUGGCCAACAUUCUGUAUUAUCCACAGAAGCCCUUAGCCACCACUCGAUCCAUGGAGUACCUUAAAUUCCGCGAGCUCCCUGCCGGUCAGAAUGCUAUUGUCGCAAUUUUAUGUUAUAGUGGCUACAACCAGGAAGAUUCCAUGAUUAUGAAUCAAGGAAGUAUUGACCGUGGUCUUUUCCGUUCGUUAUUUUUCCGUUCCUACAUGGACCAAGAGCGCCGCAUUGGUAUGUCAGUUGUGGAGGAGUUUGAGAAGCCCACGCGUGCUGAUACACUUCGCUUGAAGCACGGUACAUAUGACAAGCUUGAUGAUGAUGGUCUUAUUGCGCCUGGUGUGCGUGUUUCUGGUGAGGAUAUUAUUAUUGGUAAGACUGCGCCAAUUCCACCAGAUUCGCAGGAGCAGGGUCAGAGAACGCAGUACCACACGAAGCGAGAUGUUUCUACGCCUCUGCGUAGUACCGAAAACGGUAUUGUUGACCAGGUUCUUUUGACGACCAACCAAGAAGGUUUACGAUUUGUCAAGGUGCGCAUGAGAACAACCAAGGUUCCGCAAAUUGGUGAUAAGUUUGCGUCGCGUCACGGUCAAAAGGGUACUAUUGGUGUGACAUACCGAAACGAAGACAUGCCGUUUUCUGCGGAGGGUGUUGUGCCAGACUUGGUUAUUAACCCUCACGCCAUUCCAUCACGUAUGACAGUUGCCCAUUUGAUUGAGUGUCUUUUGAGUAAAGUGUCUGCUUUGUCUGGUUAUGAAGGUGAUGCAACGCCGUUUACCGAUGUCACUGUGGACGACGUUUCUAAACUGCUUCGCGAAAGCGGCUACCACUCACGCGGAUUUGAAGUGAUGUACCAUGGCCACACUGGGCGCAAAUUGAUGGCGCAGGUGUUUUUGGGCCCGACAUAUUACCAGAGAUUGCGUCACAUGGUAGACGAUAAGAUUCACGCUCGCGCGCGUGGACCUGUGCAAAUUCUGACGCGCCAGCCCGUUGAGGGUCGUUCGCGUGAUGGCGGGUUGCGUUUCGGUGAAAUGGAGCGAGACUGUAUGAUUGCGCACGGUGUAGCUGCGUUUUUGAAGGAGCGUUUGAUGGAAGCGUCAGACGCGUUCCGAGUGCACAUUUGCGGUGUGUGUGGUCUCAUGUCGGUGAUUGCCAAACUGGAUGAGGUGGCGUACGAGUGCCGGUCGUGCAAGAACAAGACCAACAUUUACCAGAUUCAUAUUCCAUAUGCUGCUAAGUUGUUGUUCCAGGAGCUCAUGGCCAUGAAUAUUGCUCCGCGCAUGUACACUGAGCGGUCGGGAUAUUCGGUAAGAGUAUAG